GUUUUGAAAAACCUGCAUUCGCGCCAAGAGCUGGAGUUCACGAACAGAGGACUAGAAUUGAGAGGCAACGACUCGCCCCGAGGUGCGGACGUAUUUCCGCGCAUGCCAUGUCAUAAGUGGGAUUGAGAAAUAUCAUAUCUGAUAUCGAGUUGGCACUCGCCGUGAGCUCGAAGGACGCCUCCGUAUGUAAGCUUUCGGGGCUCGAAGUAACGAAUCCAGCCUCCUAUACAUACAUUCGAUCGUUGUGUCUGAAUAGCGGUGAGGAUGAUCUCGCAGACAAGCUUCAUCAGCCUUUUCCAUCCUGAUUCCCGCCUCGCUUCGUUCGGGGCAGAUUGGCCUCUUGAUUUCGAGAACGUCUCACCGCGAAAGCUCGCUGAUAACGGUUUUGUUUACCUUGGAAAUGAAGAUCAUGUCAAGUGCUUCGCUUGUGGGAAAGAACUACAAAAUUGGGAAGAGACUGACAACAUCGUCGAAGAACAUCAGCGACGUAACGAAUGCCUGUACCUGAACUAUCUCAAAUCUGGUGGCUCUGCAUAUGACAUGGAUUUGAAAACCGCACUAGAUAUUGCGAAGGAAAUUCAUCGACGGACCAUAGUGGCUAUCGAGAGCGAUACUGCUGAUGAAAGUGACCUAAAGACUCAUUUCAACAGUUCCAAGCCGAAAGGAAGGCCGAAGAAGAAAGUUUAGCUCGAGCUAGAAUGAGAUUCGAUUGUCAAAUCCCGUCGAAUCCUGGCGUGGAUGCGCUCUAGAAAGAUUUACUCCCGGAGAAAUUUCCUUGUUCAAAUUGAAGAAUUUCUUCUGGCGUGGUCCCCGUGAGACUACUCACUAACAGCUCUUGAACCCCGAAACGGCUGCACCUGCUCCCUGGAAUCAUUGUAGAUUCGAAGAACUGGAUCCGAAAUUUUUGCAACGAUCGAGUCUUGUUUGACCACAAAACGGGAGUAAAGCGCAUGAAUGAGAGCUUCGAUUUCCUUCUUUUGAUGAAAUACCGCAUCGAGCUGAUAAAUCGUAAGCUUACAUGACUCAAAACAUUUUAUUGACAUGCCUUCCGACG
Molecule: messenger RNA, 1054 nt
Organism: Galendromus occidentalis (western predatory mite)
Lineage: Eukaryota; Metazoa; Arthropoda; Arachnida; Mesostigmata; Phytoseiidae
Gene: Det
Product: baculoviral IAP repeat containing deterin
Exons: 3
Coding region: 265-687 (140 amino acids)
Biological process (GO): regulation of cell cycle
Cellular component (GO): cytoplasm; nucleus
Source: RefSeq, a predicted model, not a curated record